This is a messenger RNA of Pteronotus mesoamericanus, 1355 nucleotides long. RefSeq names its product potassium inwardly rectifying channel subfamily J member 5 (gene KCNJ5). The transcript has 3 exons. Gene Ontology annotation, biological process: potassium ion import across plasma membrane; regulation of monoatomic ion transmembrane transport. Gene Ontology annotation, cellular component: plasma membrane. NCBI's taxonomy places the organism in Eukaryota, Metazoa, Chordata, Mammalia, Chiroptera, Mormoopidae. Bases 90 to 1355 code for a protein of 421 amino acids. Gene Ontology annotation, molecular function: G-protein activated inward rectifier potassium channel activity. The record is from RefSeq and is a predicted model, not a curated record.
CUGAGCGCCCGGGCCCCGCCUCUAAGGGACACCCCAGAAGUUAGCAUCAGUGGCACUUGGAAGCUACGGUCGCAACAAGUAUCCCCGCCAUGGCUGGCGACUCGCGAAAUGCUAUGAACCAGAACAUGGAGAUUGGCGUCACUCCCAGGGACCCGAGGAAGAUCCCCAAACAGGCUCGUGAUGACCUGCCCCUCGCCACAGACCGCACCCGCCUGCUGGCGGAAGGCAAGAAGCCGCGCCAGCGCUACAUGGAGAAGAGCGGCAAGUGCAACGUGCACCACGGCAACGUGCAGGAAACCUACCGGUACCUGAGCGACCUCUUCACCACGCUGGUGGACCUCAAGUGGCGCUUCAACCUGCUGGUGUUCACAAUGGUCUACACCAUCACGUGGCUGUCCUUUGGCUUCCUCUGGUGGCUCAUCGCCUAUAUCCGGGGUGACCUGGACCAUGUGGGCGACAAAGAGUGGAUUCCCUGUGUGGAAAACCUCAGCGGCUUCGUGUCUGCUUUCCUGUUCUCCAUUGAGACCGAGACCACCAUCGGGUACGGCUUCCGCGUGAUCACGGAGAAGUGUCCGGAGGGGAUCGUCCUCCUCAUGGUCCAGGCCAUCCUGGGCUCCAUCGUCAAUGCCUUCAUGGUGGGGUGCAUGUUUGUCAAGAUCAGUCAGCCAAAGAAGAGAGCGGAGACCCUCAUGUUUUCCAACCACGCGGUCAUCUCCAUGCGGGACGAGAAGCUCUGCCUGAUGUUCCGCGUGGGGGACCUUAGGAACUCCCACAUCGUGGAGGCCUCCAUCCGCGCCAAGCUCAUCAAGUCCCGGCAGACCAAAGAAGGGGAAUUCAUCCCCUUGAACCAGAUUGACAUUAACGUGGGCUUUGACACUGGGGACGACCGUCUUUUCCUGGUGUCGCCCCUCAUCAUCUCCCACGAGAUCAAUGAGAAGAGCCCUUUCUGGGAGAUGUCUCGGGCUCAGCUGCAUCAAGAGGAGUUUGAAAUCGUGGUCAUUCUAGAAGGCAUGGUGGAGGCCACAGGCAUGACUUGCCAAGCACGGAGCUCCUACAUGGAUACAGAGGUGCUCUGGGGCCACCGGUUCACACCAGUCCUCACCUUGGAAAAAGGCUUCUAUGAGGUGGACUACAACACCUUCCAUGACACCUACGAGACCAACACUCCCAGCUGCUGUGCCAAGGAGCUGGCAGAAAUGAAGCAGGAAGGCCGGCUCUUCCAGUUCCUCCCCAGCACCCCCCUGCCAGAAAGCUUCUCUAAAGCAGAGUUGGAGGCAGAGUUGGAGGCUGAACAGGAUGGAGAGGAUGAGCCCGAGGGGCUGGAUGGGUCCCGGGAGACCAGGGGCUUGGUGUAA